AUGGAACCAAUGAAGCCACACAUUGCGCCACUGAAGAUCGAAAAGGGAAACUCCAAUUUCUACUCCAAUCGCUUCCAUUCUACUCAGCAUCAGCAGAUGACUCCUCCUUUAACGCCAUCCAACACGAACAGAGACGACAGUAUGGAGCAGACGGAAACUCCGCGAGCCGUCUUCCCUAACUACUUACGCGCCUUCUACCCUUUUCAUCCAUCCGGGGACGUAUCACCCGCUACCAUCACCCUACCAUUAGAUCAGGGGGACGUCAUACUAGUGCACUCAGUUCAUACAAAUGGAUGGGCAGAUGGCACAUUAUUAGAUACCGGUGCCCGGGGCUGGCUACCCACUAACUAUUGCGAGGCUUACGAUCAGUUACCAAUGCGUCCGCUCCUGAAAGCGUUGACGGACUUUUGGGACAUCAUCCAAGGCGGAUGCGGCUUCCCUCUACGCGAAUUCUGCAAUCAGGACACCGUAAAGGGCCUGAUUGCUGGAGUGCGCUUUCUACUAGAAAAAUCCGAGUGUCUCACUCGUGACUCCGUUCUGGUAAGAAGCCAUGAUGGUCUGCGUAGGAACCGCAAGGCUUUGCUUGCAGAUCUCUCCUCCCUAGUCCGGACAACGAAGAAAUGCCAGGAAAUGCCUAGUAGCACCAAUGGCACCGAAGACGAGGUGUACAUGAUGGACGAAAUGCUUCUGAAGGCAUUCCGAAUCGUGACUCGCGGCGUUCGUUUCCUCGAUAUUUGGACCGAGGAAGUGGGCCUGAGCCGGACCAUCGCGGAGCUUGGCCAGGCAACACAUUUUGACAUCCCCCCAACUCCCAUGUCUGAGACAUUCGCAUCGGAGGCUGAUACGGAACGGGGUGAAUCCCGGCUGUUGAACCGCAGCCGAUUGGAUAUGAGUCGUGCAUCUAACCGAACGGAUACGAUGGAGUCGCAGUCCCACCGUCCGGUGUCCGUGUUAACCAAGCGGGUCUCCCACCGAGUGUCGUGCUCAGCGCCUGCUGCGGCCGCCCGAAACCCGAACCUGGCUUCAGAAAGGUUGAACACCACAUACGAUGCGUUUCUAGGAGUCCUGGGCUCGUUCAUUGGCCUUCAUCUGCAGUCACGUUCCUCGACAGAGCUAGUAGUUACCACGGAACAGGCGGUGCGCUCAUGUCGAGGUUUGCUGACCGUCGUCGAGGCAGUAUGUGAGCACGACCCACAGGGAUGCGGGCUUCUGGAGCAAGCUCGCGACACCAUGUAUGAUCGACUUUCAGAGCUUGUCUAUGCCGCCCGGGAUGCCUUCCGACCCGCUCAUUCCGCAGAUGACGAGCUUAUCUUCAUGCCAGAUGAAGGCAAGCGUCUCGUUGACGCUGCAACCGACUGUGUCAGAGGGGCAGGAAACUGCUUGGCGAAGGCUCGCUGGAUGCUGGAGCAGAGUGGCGAUUUUGAACUUGAAACGAUGUCGCAGGACUCUAGCGCUGUUAAUGACCUCCAGAGCACACCUAUUCCACAGCGAACCGGGAGCCUGGCAGGGGACCAGAAAGAUGUUUCCUUGCGCCUCCCUCCUCCCCCGCUUGAAAUUCCCGUGAAGAACCCACGCGAUUCCACCUCUACCCCGGGCCUUACUGACGCCGCCACCCCGUCUUCCUUUAAUUCACGUGCAUUAGCUACUCCAACCACUGAUAUUACCGAUCAUCCUACAGCUAUGCUGUCCACCAGUCCGGACAAAACGUCUGUCUCAUUGAUGCAGGACGCUCAUGUGGCAGAUAGCAUCCAGUGUCGCGACAGUCACCCGCGAUCUGAAGUCAGCGAGUCCUUCGGCCGCGGCAUCACUAGCACCGGGAGUAGCUUCACGUACAACAGCCAUCUCCGUGACUCCGAAAUGAGCGGGGUAUCCCAGACAUCCACCCGAGCCACCUCUCCGGACAUUUGCAACAGCUACCAAGCCCCCUCGCUCCAUGGCAGUCUCAGCCACUCUACCCUGGCCGAGGAGAACGAGGAGACGGAGGCCAAUAUCUUGGAGAAGACCUUCGCUCAUGAAUUGAUUUUCAAAGAUGGUCAAGUUAUGGGUGGCAGUCUUCGCGCCCUGGUGGAGAAGCUCACAGCCCAUGGGUCGACCCCAGAUGCCAUGUUCGUCUCCGCCUUCUACCUCACUUUCCGUCUCUUUGCAACUCCAAUGGAAUUUGCCGAUACCCUCGUCGACCGGUUCAUCUAUAUCGGCGAUACGCCUCACGCUGCAGGUCCCGUUCGCCUUCGUGUCUACAAUGUGUUCAAGGGAUGGCUCGAGUCCCACUGGCGCCAUGAUUGCGACAACGUGGCACUGGACUUUAUAAUGCACUUUGCCAAUACCACCUUAAUGCAGAACCUUCCUUCUGCAGGAAAGCGCCUGGCAGAGCUCGCGGAAAAGGUCUCGGCAGUUCAUGGUCCAGUGGUGCCCCGGCUGGUGUCUUCCAUGGGAAAGACCAACACUGCGACUGCGCAAUACGUACAUCCGGAUGCUCCGUUGCCACCGCCCAUCCUUGGGAAGAAGGAGAAUAAUCUCCUCAGACAAUGGAAGAACGCUGAGGGUAGCCUCAGCAUUCUGGACUUUGAUCCGAUGGAGCUCGCACGGCAAUUUACUAUCAAGGAAUCCCGCAUCUUUUGCUCUAUUCUUCCCGAGGAGCUUUUGGCAACAGAGUGGAUGAAGAAAUCUGCAUCAUUAGCUGUCAAUGUCCGUGCAAUGUCUACGUUGUCGACGGAUCUCGCGCACCUGGUGGCGGAUUCCAUCCUCCAGUUGGAGGAGCCCAAAAAACGAGCGGCUACCAUUAAACACUGGGUGAAGAUUGCCAACAAGUGUCUGGAGCUCGACAACUACGACACGCUGAUGGCUAUCAUCUGCUCCCUGAACUCGUCAAUGAUAUCUCGUCUCAAGCGGACUUGGGAAAUUGUAUCCCAAAAGACCAAGACAACGCUUGAGUCUCUGCGGGGUAUUGUUGAUGUAUCGCGCAAUUACGCGGUUUUGAGACAACGACUCCAGAACCGUAUCCCUCCUUGUUUACCUUUUCCGUUGCGCAGCCUGCCUACCGAAGACGGUGAGAUGGCAGUGAUCAACUUUGACAAACACAUGAAGACAGCCAAGAUUAUCAGUGAACUACAGAGGUUUCAAAUCCCGUACCGAUUGACUGAAGUGCCGGAAUUGCAAGCUUGGAUGCAGAACGAGUUGAUCCGGGUGCGGUCGAGUGGCGAGAAGAGUAUGCAAACGUUCUAUCGCCGGUCGUUGGUGCUGGAGCCGCGUGACCCACCCCCAACUCCACGCUCAAUUCCUCCUCAACCCGAGUCGAGCGCAUCGUCUAUCCUGGAGAAUGCCAAGGAUAAAUUCGACUUCCUGUCUUGGACACACCCGUCAAAGGCCAAGUCGGUAGCGACUAAUGGUUGA
This is a messenger RNA of Aspergillus nomiae NRRL 13137, 3390 nucleotides long. Its product is annotated as guanine nucleotide exchange factor. Gene Ontology annotation, cellular component: plasma membrane. NCBI's taxonomy places the organism in Eukaryota, Fungi, Ascomycota, Eurotiomycetes, Eurotiales, Aspergillaceae. The record is from RefSeq and is a predicted model, not a curated record. Gene Ontology annotation, biological process: positive regulation of GTPase activity; Ras protein signal transduction. Bases 1 to 3390 code for a protein of 1129 amino acids. The transcript is spliced from 3 exons. Gene Ontology annotation, molecular function: protein binding; guanyl-nucleotide exchange factor activity.